Aureobasidium subglaciale EXF-2481 is the source of this 320-nucleotide messenger RNA. RefSeq lists its product as uncharacterized. The record is from RefSeq and is a predicted model, not a curated record. The coding region runs from base 4 to 174 and encodes 56 amino acids. Lineage: Eukaryota; Fungi; Ascomycota; Dothideomycetes; Dothideales; Saccotheciaceae. The transcript has a single exon.
AUCAUGUCAUUAUCAUGCGAUUUAGACGAUGAAUGGGUUGUGGAUUGGUUGACCAACUGGAUGAUGAGAAAGGGAUAUUCCGAUAGCGGAGCAGAGCAUGGCCGAUGUGUCGCCGAAGCCUGCCUCACUACACCAACGCGACGCGUUCUCGAACCUCACUUCGUAACAGAUUGAUUUUAGACAACAUGAGAACGAUUCGUAGCAACACUUGGUGGAUCGCUCUCAAUAAUUCGACCUGUCAUUCUCGCAGAAGCAAAUCACGCCCACAUGCAGCGACCCGUGAAGCACACAAUAUCACACCGGGUACUGACAUCUUCAUG